Argiope bruennichi is the source of this 8305-nucleotide messenger RNA. Its product is annotated as telomere-associated protein RIF1-like. The transcript has 34 exons. The coding region runs from base 172 to 8088 and encodes 2638 amino acids. The record is from RefSeq and is a predicted model, not a curated record. Gene Ontology annotation, cellular component: nucleus. Gene Ontology annotation, biological process: telomere maintenance. Lineage: Eukaryota; Metazoa; Arthropoda; Arachnida; Araneae; Araneidae.
GCGCUUUUUAUUAUUGUGAUUUUCGAUUUCCCGCGUGUUUAAUCUUGAACUGCUAUGACAUUACUUGUUGUUGUGCUCUGUGUGAAGUGUUAAUAUUUUGAAUACUCUAGAAUAUGUAAAAACGAAGACAUUCUAGCCUCGGAGUUGGUUUAGAAAAUUUUGAAACCAAAUAUGGAUAUUUCUAAGGAUAUUUCACUCUUGAAAGAUGCUGCUGAAACUGAUAAAUUGGAGAUCUUCAAAAAAAUAAUAAAUGGUCUAUUAGACACAGUGAAUAAAGAUGAGUUAAACGUGACAGAGAAAGAUAUUGAAGAAUUUUGUCAGGAAAUUUUGAACAGUCUUGAGCAUUCAUCUUGUAUUCUGUUGGAACAAUUAGAAUUGUUAUUGAAAGAUUGUAAAUCUUUGAAAUGUAUUUUCACUGAUAAUCAGAUGAACAGUAUUGUUAAAGGUAUAAUUAAAGUGAUAAAGGUUUCUGAAAAUGAAAAGGACUUAAUAUUAUGCUUUUCAUGUUUGAAUGAAACAUUAUCUGUAACUGAAUUAGAAAAUGAUAUGCUGGAAGAUUUGCUUGGUAAUGCAGCUGAAAUUAUUUGUAAAAAGUCGGUACCUGUAUCUGUGUACAUAAAUAUUUGCAGCUAUAUGCAGAAGUGUUUUAAACACUAUGAAAGUAAAUUAUCCUGUUUCAUGCACAUCAUUCCAAGGCUGAUUUACCCUCCUUUGACCCACAAUUCUGGAAAAGUUCGUGAAAUUGCUGAAAAAACUUUGGAUAAUUUUCCUAAAUUAGUUCUGUAUGCUGAAAAUGAAGAAGCAUCAAAUGCCUUACUUAAGCUUAUCAAAGAGUCUUAUUGUAAAGAACUACUGCUGCUCUUUAAAGAAAAACAAGAACUGUAUGUAUUAAAAAUAUGGAAGGCUGUUGUGAAUGGUCUGGGCAAACUCCUUCAUCGCAACCUGCCAACCAUUACACCUUUCUUUCAAAUUAUUGAAAAAGGAUUUAAAUCUCAAGAUGAUGAAGUUUGCAAAUCAGCAUUUAUCAGUUGGAAAACACUUAUCAGUAAUUUUGCAAUGGAUGAUUCUGUGUUGAAUGAUUCAAAGAAACUCCGGUUUGUGUUAAAGCCAUUUAGAAACCUCACAAAAUUUAGUGAAUUAGUUUCCUUUGCAGUUUGUGAAACAUGGUGGCAUUUGGCUUGGAGUCUUUCUGAUAAUCUUUCUGCUCGCUUUGAUGAAGUCCUGAUGCCAUUAUUAGAAUUUACAUUUGGAAAAAAUACCAAAAGUCAGAUAUUUUUAGUGAAAAGAGGCUGUCAUAUUUUAUUGAGAUUAUUGGAACAGCCACAAAAUAAUUCUCUGAACCGAAUUUCUAGUCCUAAAAAAUUACCACCGCUUAUGUAUCCUUCUUUGCAAGUUCCAUUGGAUCUAAAAGUCAUUGUUCGACAUUCCAAAGAGAUCAUGUCUAUGAUACGAUCUGUGAUUGAGAUGUUUGGAAAUGUGAAAGAUAUGACAAGCCACAUUGAUUGCCUGUUAAAGUCAGUUCUUUUUGUCCUGUCAUCAGUAAUUGAAGACAAAAAUAAAGAAUCAGUUGAAGCAGUAAUUUCAUUUGUAAAUUUUGUUAAUGAUGUAAUUGACUCUCAACUGUGUUCACCAUUAACAUGUUUGAAAUGUGUAGAUAGUCUUAGUAAAUUACCCCGUUUUGUUUUGGUUUCUCACUAUUUUCAUUGUGGUCCUCGAAAACAGGAUAUAUUAUGUACAUCCCUUCUAAGAUUGCUUGUGAAUCCAUAUUUAUUUUCCACAGAAAUUUCAAACAAGAGGUUUUUAAUGGCUUAUAACAGACUUAUCCAAGCUGGACUUGGUGAAUCCCUGAAUCCAUUAUCAAUGGCACACAAAUUAAUUAACAUUGUGAAACAAGUUACUGCACAAAAUCUUGAUGCAGAAAUUUUAUUUGAAAUGUGGUCAGGAAUAGCAUCUCCUUUGUUGGAAGCAAUUGAAAAGACUCAAGAAGUCAAUCAAGGCACUGGACAGGAACAUGAUUUCAGUUGUCUGUAUGAUGUUUUACUUUGUCCCUUUGACAAUAUCUUCCCAGUGUCUCUGAAUCAACUUCGGACCAAGCCUGCAUUUCGACUUUGGACCAAUUUAUAUAAAACAUUUGUACGUUGUGCUUCUCUUGUGCCAACAACACUUCCAAAUGAAGCAUGUGAACAUUUUUGUGCAAGACUCAAGAAUUACUUUAAAGAUGAACUGUUAAAGGAGCCUCAGUAUUUUGAAACAGUAUGCUUCCUUUUGCAAGUUGUUUUGGAAUCCAUUGAUUUCACUUCAGCAUCGGCUUCUUCUACACCAGUAUUUGCUAGUCCAUCUAUGCUUCUGAAAAAGAAAAAACCCCUUGGAAAUUUAACAUCAUUUGUCGAACUUUUAUCCAUGCUGCUUACAUCGUUCUAUACAAAUUAUAUUGAAAAUGAAGAUGAUAUUUAUCAGCAGCCACUUUUAUUGGAGGAAUCUUGCACUCCAAAGGCUCAAAGAAAAGGUCAUAUUUCGAAAGCAGCUGCUCCAUUAGAUCUUGUAAAAACGUUUUUUGGAAAUCUUAAAACUGGUGUGGCUAUUUCAUCAGCUUUAGAAGAACUUGUUCCUUCUCUAUCAAAGUUAUUUGCCAUAAGUCUAACUAAAACGCAAAUUGGAACUAAAUUGGAAGUUUUCUGGAAUGUUUUGACAUCAGCCAUUGAAAUGCAUUAUUUAGGACAAUAUGACACAGAUUUUCUCAUAGUAAUGUGCCCAUUGUUGGAGUCUUGCUUCACUCAUCCUCGAAGGCACAUCAAAGAAAGAAGCAGACGAUUUUGGUUUGCUACUUUUGCACCAGUUUCCUCUUCUUUGAUCAUCCCUGAGUCACUUAAGACUAUUUUAAAGAAGUCUAAAUUAUCUCUUAUGCCUGAUGAACAAGUUAGUUCCCUGGAAGACUGUAGUUUGAAUCCUGCAUCUGACAGCAUAGAGGAUGAAGUAAUUAAUUUUGAAAAAUGUUCUGGCAUCAAAGAUUCAUUUGUAAAGCCAUUAGAUGUUAAACCAAAGGAUUUGAAAUGUGGUGUUAGAGAGACAGAUUCUAAACAAAUAAAAGAUAAAAAACUUGGCUAUAAGAAGAGUGUUGAUGAAUUACCUAAUGAUGAAUUUGUUAUAAUUGAUAGUCCAGCUGCUGGAUCUUUGACACCAAAGCGCCGAAGCUUUCGACGUCGUAAAAGUUUUGUUCCAGCUAUGUAUAAUGAUCUAUCACAGUCUCAAGAAACAACCACUUUGGGAGGCUCUAGUGAAUCUUUUGACACUAGCUCUUCUUGUGAAAUUAUAGAAUUCAAAUCUCAGGAGGACUCAGAGAAAUUAAUAGCAUCAAAUCAAGAAUUAGAUUUUGGCAAAAAUAAAGAGGAAAUAACUUCUAAAAAAGUGGAGGAAUCGCAGGAUAUUAAUUCAAGUAUAGAAGUGUUAUCAAAUCAAAAUGACACAGAUUGUAGUGAAAGAAAAAACCUUAUUUCCCAAGAAACCAAAACUACUGAAAAUGAAACUACUUCCAAAAAUGAAAAAGCAUUGUUGGAAAAAGAAACCACUUUUUCGAAAAUUUGCAAAAAUGAUGGGCACAGUGCUGAAAAUAUUAAAUCAUCUGAUGUCAUUGUUGUAACAAGUUCAGAUAGUAUCAGUUCUCAAGAAGUAGGAGUUGAUUCUAAAAACGCGUUCCAAGAAAUGCCGAAUAGUGAUGAAAUUGGAGUUGGUCUUUCCGACCCUAAAUCACCAUCUUUUAGUCAAGGUGAAUCAAGACUAUCUCAACGACAUGGAAGAAAAAGAAGUUCUUCUGAUGAAUUGUUAAAUUCUCAGGAACUGAUUAAUAAUAAAGACUCAUCUGAAGCUUCAUUUGACAAUAGUGUGAAGGACAGAGAAUCUGUUUCUAAAGAAAAGAAUGAUACAAUUAUUAUUAAAAAGGGAAGAGUUGAAUCUGAUUCUGAUGAGACACAGGACUCUCAAAAGAAUAUAAAUAAAAAGUUUAAAUCAAACACAGAGUCGACAACUAAUACUCUGGCUUUACCAAAAAAGAAUGGAAAAUCAAAACAAAAUGGCAGUGCAACUCAUUUGAAGAAAACUUCUAAAAGUGAUUACAAGAAGUCUUUGCAACAAAAGAACCUGUCAGAAUCUCUCCCCUUGUGCACAGUUUCAAAUAAAUUGGAUGAGCAAACUAUACUAUCCAAAUCAAAUCAAUCUUGUAUUGAAAUUAUUGAUCUUGAUGAUUCUGAUGAUAUAAUUCCAAGUUCUCAGAGUUCUGGAGAUAGUAUGAGCUGCAUAAAAUUACCAGCUAAAGAUAUGUCUCCUAUAAAUUCAAGAAGAAUGCUUGCAUUUGAUUCUCCAAAAGACAGUGAAAAUAAAUCGAAUAAGAUUGAAGUGAAAUCUGAAACUAAUUUUGCAAAGGACUGUAUUGAUCAAAAUGUGAAUAAUUCAUUUGUAAAAGAAUCCAAUGAAUGUCCUGAAACCCCUACUGAUUUAAUACAACCAUCAUGUGAUGAUAUUGUUGCAGACGUCGUAAAUCAAGCAUCUACAUUUGUGACUAAAACUAUUUCUUCCAUGCCUCUUAAAUCAUCUGAAAAUUUAGUAAUUUUAGAUGAGCAUUUAAAUAAGACUGAGAACAAAACAAUUAAAACUGCUUUGUCAGAUGUACUUAUGAAAACUGAUGAUGAAAAGAAGAUGCUCAUUGCAGAGAAUAAACCACCUUUGUUCACUGACAUAUAUACUGUUCAAACAAGUGAACCUGUAAUUGUACUAGAUAAAUUAUGUAUAGAAGAAGAGAAAAUUAAACCCAGUGUGGAAAUUAAGUUUGCUAAAUCAGCAGAUUCAGUGGAAAAUGUUUUUAAAGAAGACAGUCCUAAAACUGUAAGGGUAAAAUCACUUCGUAGUGCUAAUAAAAAUAUAGGCCGAAAAUCAUUCAGUUGUGCUGGUAAUAAAAAAAUUUCCAAAAGGCCUUCUAAACGUAAAAGUAUGCCUGCUUUAAAUGCAGCUCCAAAGAUUAAUAAACUUGAUAUUGAAGAUGAGAAUAUGGAUAGUGAAACAAAUUUUGACCAAUUAACAUUAAAUGAGAUGGUUAAAUUAUCUGAAAACAAUUCACAAACAAAAAAUGAAUCAAAAGAUACCGAUGAAUAUCCUGCUUCUGUUGAAGGUGACAGUGAGCAAAAUUCAGUACUUGAGGAUAUAAAUAAAGUCAUAUUAGACAUUCAAGAUAAAAUUAUGUCUUAUGAUGAGGGUUAUUCGUGUGACUUGUAUGUAAAUGGAAAACUGGAAAAUGAACAAGAUAUUGAUAAAAGCUGUUUACUUUCUCCCAGUAAUCAAGUGGAUAAAGAUUUAAAGAAACAAGAUGAGAAACUUAAAGAUAGUGAUGUGAAAAAGUUAGAGAUUUCUAAUAAUAACCAUAACAUUUGCAAAGUAAUUGAAAAUACUGGUAAUGAUUUCAAGGCUUUGUCUGAAGAUCAAAGUGAAGUUGACUUAUACUCCAACAGUACUAAAAAAUCUGAUGUUAUAGAUACAAACUCAGAUUUAGAAAAUGAAAAAUCUCAGGUAAAGACUGUCUUUUCUUUGCAUAAUAUGCCUAUAACUAAUGAAACAUCAGUAAGUGAUGCAAAUUUAAAAGCUGUUAUACCUGUUGAUGAUUUAGUAAAUUCUGCACAACUUACUGAAAAUCAAGAUGUGGAAUUGUCUAAAUUUGUUGAAGAUAAAUUGUUAGAUCAUGUUUCUGAAGAUACAAAUAAUGUUGAAACUCAAAAUUUUGAAAUAAAGGCUGAUUUACAAUUAGAUGCAGAUUCUGAUGUAGAUUCUUGUGGACAAGAUUUCAAUUUAAAAUCUCAAGAUGAAAAAGAAGGGAAUAAAAUUGAAAUAAUUAUAGACAAAAAUAACACUAGUGAUGAAACUGCUUUUAAAAAUAUUGAAACACAUGAAGUAUCUGAAUUAAUACAUGAUGAAACUGUGCAAGAUCAUCAAAUCAAGAUACUUGACGUUGUUAGUGUGAAAGAAAAAUACACUGCUGUUUUUGAAAAUUUCGAUAAAGAAAGUGUUCCCAAUUCAGAUAAUGUGGACAUCCUGGGCUCAUCUGAAAAGAAUCUUUGCAAUAAUACUAAUAAUAUAUGUAUAAAGGAAAUACCAGAAGAAGAGACAAAAAAUAAAUCUUCUGAAACUGUGGAAGUAUCUGCAACAGCUGAAACAAACAAAAUUGACCCUGAUAUUAAAGUUGUGCCAGAUUCUUUUUCUUCUGAAAUUGAAGAAAUAGAAGAGACUUGUGAUAUUGAUGAUCAACGCUUUACUAAAAAAACUGAAGAAGUAAUUUUAGAACAAAAAAACAUUCAAAGGAGUAGAAAUGAUGAUGGCAGCAAAAAUGAUAUUCUAGAAUUGCAUGAGAAUAUUAUCAAACCAGAACUCAAUGGCAUCUUACAAAUAGAGGAAUCUUGUAUAACUAAGGAUUUAAAUGAAAAAAAGCAAGAAAAUGAAAAGUGUAUCGAAUCUGAAGUCAGUGAAACUCAUUCCAUUAAAAACUUGGAGUCUGGCAUCAAUAAAAAUAUGACUGUUAUAAAAUUGAAAUCUGAUUUAGAACUCCCUGUUGACCCCAAAACUGACUUACAGAUGUCAGCUUUAGAGAUUUAUGAUGUUGAAAAUCACUGUAUUCAUACAGACUCUCAUAAAAAUUUGGAGGAUGAAAAGUCAGUGGAAUUUCAUAAUUCUGAUACUUCCAAUAUUUUGACUGUUAGUAAAACCAGUUCCGUUUCUCAGAUUAACAAUAACGAAAUGGAAAGUUCCUCUCGUAGAAGGAAGCCCAAAUGCCCUGUGAGAUCGCCAUUUAAUUUCAGACAAAGAUCCAACCUUAUUGUUUCUAUGAGCAAUAUUUUGCCAAAGGAUGGUGAACCAAAUUCUGGAAAGAUAGCUUCUAAAAAGACUGUGCAAAAUAAAACUCCAGAAAAUGCAGUAAAAAAAAUUAAAAAGCAUAUUGAACCAAAGAUUAAAACUGGAUCUUCCAUCACUUCUCAGAAUAGCAAUAAGCUUGAUUCAUCAAUGAACAAUUCAAAUUCUAGUCAUGAGCCAUCUGAUCAAGAGUUGAAGAAGGCUGCUUCAUCAUCAGUUAAACGCUUAAAAGUUUGUUUAAACCUGAAAGAGAUGACAGAUGUAAAUACUCGAUUUAAUGCUAGUGUAGCUCCUCAAACGCGAAGACUUAAAAUGUUAGCUGAUGUACAUAAUUUACAGCCUCUUGAGGAUGAUGAUCCUACUUCUAAUGAAAAUGAUUCUGUAUACACAGAAGAUGAUGACCUUUCAGCAUCUAUGUCAUCGACUAGUAUUUUAAAGAAGCGCAAAGCAUCUUCUGAUGGAUCGCAUUCAAAAAUACGAAAAGUAACUUUUGCUGAUCCUCUGGUUGAAGAGCGUUUAUUCAGCAAUGAUGAUAAUCUGAGUGAAAGAAUUCUGAGAGUCAGUGCUCAGAUGAACAUUCUUGAGCAGCAAAACAGUAUUUCUUCAUCAGAUGUAGAAAAGGUUGCUGAAACAAAUCUUUCAUCUUCUGAAGAAAUGCCUUCUUCAUCUGAAUAUCAAAGCUCAGAUAAUUUAACAGAUUAUAAUAAUCUUCCUAUUUCUCCAUUGUUAGUUAAUUGUGAAGAGAGCAUUAGUUGCAUCAUAAAAGAUUUAACAAGUCCUACCUGGGCUCAAGGGUUGAUGACUCUUCUACUUGCCAAAAAUAUUAAAACCAUUGGUGAUCUCUGUAAAUUAAAUGUUCAUGAACUUAAAGAUCUGCCUAUUAAGUCUCCUAAAGUAUCAUGCUUACAUAAAGCACUUCUUGCGCAUCUACAACACACGCAAGAAGUAACUGCAUCUAAGCUCAAUUCAACUGAAAACUGGUACAUUGAUUCAACUUCAUCUGAAAAUAGAAACAAAGAAAAUGAGCCAGAGGUUAAUCAUGAAGAUGAAAAAAUGGAUGAAAGUAUAAGUUCUGAAGUAUUAGAAAGAAUAGCUGAAGAACUUCUUACUGAUGAUAGAAUUGGACAAAUUAAAAAAGAAACCUUGCUUGCAUUGUCAAAGAAAUGUUUCCAAGAAGUCACCAAGAGAUUAGAGGACCACUAAAAACUCAUUGCUUUUGUGUUUCACUGCAUGUUUAAAUCCAAAUUGAAAUUUAUAUGUAGUAAUCAGUGUCAAGUAUUUGUUUUUCUGUGAAAAUUGUAUUGUAUGAAAAUCAUUUGUAAUAUUUUACUUUUUUAAUGUUUUUAUACAAAAUUUUACUCUAAGUUUGUAUGAAUUGAAUGUCUUUCAUGAAACAGAAUUAAAUGCGUACUUUCUCUAA